Exophiala oligosperma is the source of this 1843-nucleotide messenger RNA. RefSeq lists its product as uncharacterized. The transcript has a single exon. The coding region runs from base 231 to 1757 and encodes 508 amino acids. NCBI's taxonomy places the organism in Eukaryota, Fungi, Ascomycota, Eurotiomycetes, Chaetothyriales, Herpotrichiellaceae. The record is from RefSeq and is a predicted model, not a curated record.
GUUAUCGUUGAUCACUGACUGAUGGGAAGUUUUGCAUCAGAGUCCUUUGAUAUAUAAGGUAUAAGCUAUCGUCCAGGACUUUGAAGAAAAGAUAUUCUCAAGACAUCAACUCCAAUCUAAUCAGCAAUUUCCAACCAUCUUAACCUCUCACCAUCUCUUUUUUGCUCUCAUCGGAACAGAACCUCACUGAUAGAUAUAUACCCCGCACUUGUGUGGAAGUUUCCAUCAGCAUGCCGAUAAUCAGCAAGCUUGUCAAGGGCGUCAGCUCAGGCAUUGGGCUUGCAUCAGAAGCCAUUGCAGACCACAAAGAAAAGAAAGCCGCCAAACAGAGUACGGCAUCAUCACCAUCUGAUUCACAACAGCAGUCACUCGAAGUUGGCGAGAGCUCGGGAGGGACGCGCGGCGUUUCCCGACAAACCUCGUCGGAUUCGAGAUCGCAGGUUUUGGGAGAUGACAAAAAGUCCCCUUCGACCAGGGACGACUCCGACUCCAGCAGCGAAGAUGAGCUCGACACCGACCGUGCGGAAUGGGCUCUGGACGACGCGGCCGCGGAACUAGAAGAGGCACCUCCUUCGUACGAGGCAUCAACCGGGACGCCGUCGUCGGCCGAAGACGUUGCCAACACCUUCGCAGAAAAGCACAAUCUCAACCGAGCUCCAUCCAAGGGCCACCGACCGCUGCCUUGCCCCGUCAUCCUCCCUCAGCGUCGACCCAAGGACAAAUCCCGAGGCUUCAUCCGCGCCUACGCGCCCCUGUUGGGCGAGUGCGCGGGCAUCGACCAGGCCACGUUCCUCGAUUUCCUCAAAGACUUUGACCGCUCGUCGCGCGCGAACCCGGCGCUCGACGUGAUCAACGUGGCCGCGUUCGCCGUCGGCAUGGUCCCCAACCCCAUCGCCAUGGGCGUCGCCAUCGCCGUCCAGGUCGCCGCCGGCACCGCCAGGGAGGUCCAGACCCGCCACCGACGCAACACCUACCUCGACCAGAUCAACGAGACCCUCUUCAAACCCCGCGGCCUCUACUGCAUGGUCAUGACGUUCAAACCCGACUCCCCCUACGACCCGGUCAUGCACGUCGACCUGGAUUCCUCGGACAGGGCACUCACCAAGGCCCUCUCCACGCCCGAGAGUGAUAUGCGCCGGAAACUGAAGAACUUGCGACUCUCGUCCGGUACGACAAGAGGCGAAAUGUCCCUCCCCGAGGCCGCCCCCUUGGUCUACCCUGCCCUCGACGCCGCGGCCGCCCGAGCGGCCCAGACCGGCACUCAGCUGCCCGAACAGAAGCAAAACGCGUUGAAGUCGUCCGGCAAGUUCUUGGCCGACUACCUCGACCGACGAGCCCAGGCGACCUACGCGGCAACGAAUCCCGGGACCUUGUUGGCCGAGGCGAGACCGCCUCCGCGGAAAGAAUUCGCGUCGAGGUUCUCCGACCCCAACCACCCCGUCAACUCUGGAUCCCUCAUUUCCUUGUUGACCGGAGGCCACUUCAACCCCAAGGCCGAGAAACGGGCGAGGCGGGCGCAGCGACGUGCGUACCGGGGGGGAUACGAGCUCAGCGAGACCGACAUCAAGAAUGCGGAAAUGGGCCGCAUGCCCCGCCGCAACAAGGGGUUGAUCCGUCGGGUCUUGCAAAAGAAUGUCCUCUACCUGACCAUUGUCAAUUUGCCCACCGAAGAGGAAACUGCCGAACUGAUGCGAGAGUUGGACAUGGCCGAGAAGAAGAACCAAAGACCCGGUCAAAAAGGGGAUGAUUGGCAAUGAUUUUUAUAUACUCAAGUUUGUUUUUCCUCCGAGUUGAAAGAGUGAUGAAAACCGUGUACGGAGUAUGUGAAUCAAAAUGGAUACCC